GUUAGAUAGAAAAAAUGUGUUUCUGUUAGAGGAUUCAAAGCAAUGUUUUAAGGGUUCGGUGGAGACAGGGUAGAUUGAAGAAUCGCAGACAUCUGUGAGUCAUCUUUAGUGAUUCUUGCUAAAGCGAUUUCUCAAUAUCAGACAUUCAUCGCAAACACUUGGCACCUAUGGGUAUAAUUAGGAGUUGCUUCUCUUUCAUAGCAGGGACAGUAUGUGGGGUUUACUUGGCUCAGAAUUAUCAAGUUCCUAAUAUCAUGAAGUUUGCUGACACUGCCUUGUUCAUGGCAAAAGUUGUGGAGGAAAAAUACCGCAAGCCCAAGAAGAGGGAUGAUGAUGAUGAUUAGUUUGUAUUUGGUGCCAUAUUGGAAUCAGAUUCUUGUUUUGUUUCGCCUUAUAAAAAUCCGUGAUUAUAGGAUCGAAUACCUCAAUCAUAAGCUUUUGGAAAAGAUAAAUUAGAAGAUUUUUAUGAAAGCAUUCUUAGCAGUUAUAUGCUUUUCAUGGUUAUGAGAGUUGUAUUACAGGUUAUGGGCUUGAUAACAAAUGUUUUUGGUGGACUCUAAUUUUUCAUUUACGCUUAUGCAUACAGUAACAAGACUUAUUUUUGUUUA
This is a messenger RNA of Vigna radiata var. radiata (mung bean), 608 nucleotides long. RefSeq lists its product as uncharacterized. Lineage: Eukaryota; Viridiplantae; Streptophyta; Magnoliopsida; Fabales; Fabaceae. The coding region runs from base 168 to 344 and encodes 58 amino acids. The record is from RefSeq and is a predicted model, not a curated record. The transcript has 2 exons.